AUGAAUUUAUUUGAUAAUUAAUCAUUAGUAAAGAAUCUCGAUCUCUAUUGUAGGCCACAAUAUCGUAAAAGAACAUACAAGAAGGAAAGUAAAUACAAAGUUUAUUCACUAUCUAAAACUUAUAAAAAACUAAAACCUAAUAAUUCAUUUUAAGAAUUAAAAUAAGGUGCAUAUGAGGAAAAAUCUAUAAAUUAAAGUUGUCAUUGUAAUGAAUGUGGAGGCAAUAUUCGUAAGAAGCUGUUAAUUAAGAAUGAAAAUGAUUAAAAUACUAUUGAUAAGCCUAUAUAAAUAAAAUAUCAUGAAUUAGAUAAAACUCCUAAGAAUCAAGAAAAUUUACUUAAAUCCAGUGGAACUGCAUCCAUGUAAUACUUAAAUAAAAUUUUAGUCAUUCAACAAAUAAUAAUAAUAUUAUCAAAUCCAAAUUCAAACCUAUGUCUUCAAUUUUGUAGAUGGUUUAUGUAAAAAGUGCAAUAUCUAAACUUAUGCAAUCUAAUAAUAUAUAAUAAUAAUUGUUUCAAUCAUCUCCAAAUACUCUUACAGAUCUAACACCUAAAUAACAUAAUUUAAAGUAAUCUGAAUAAAAAGGACCCCAUAUUCAAUUAUUUGGAUAAAGAAUUAAAACUGAACCCAUUCUUUAUUAAUAAUAGAUUGUAAUCAAAAGAUAAACUUUUUAUUAUCCUCGUGUAUCAAAUAUUACUAAAUUGGGAGCAUCAAACCCUUUGAACUUUUAAGAUAUUUUUGAUAAAAAGCCAUCAAAAUUAGCUCCUCUUACUAGCAGAUACAAAUCUCCUUAAAAUAAUAAACAAAGAACAUUAUCCUAAAGAAUUUAAAGCACAUAUUUCAAAAAUAUUGACUAAAAAUUGAAAAAUAGCACUAAAAAAUGA
This is a messenger RNA of Paramecium sonneborni, 884 nucleotides long. Lineage: Eukaryota; Ciliophora; Oligohymenophorea; Peniculida; Parameciidae. The record is from the annotation of a GenBank genome assembly.